Molecule: messenger RNA, 228 nt
Organism: Penicillium waksmanii
Lineage: Eukaryota; Fungi; Ascomycota; Eurotiomycetes; Eurotiales; Aspergillaceae
Exons: 1
Coding region: 1-228 (75 amino acids)
Source: RefSeq, a predicted model, not a curated record
AUGCACCGUCGUUAUCGCCAGGAGAAGAGGGAGAGGAAGGAGGACCGAGGGAAGACAAGACGAGAAGCUGCGGCCGGACUGGGGCCAGCCUGGCCGAGCGAAAGCCUAGCCGAGCCUGGUCUGCCUGCCCGUUUCCUGUCUGCCCGUUUGUCAAUGGGGCCAUGCAUGUCAACGGUAGAACUGCGUUCCGCUGCCGUUGCGUUGCGUCUGCAUCUACCUCCGGUGUAG